Molecule: messenger RNA, 528 nt
Organism: Drosophila rhopaloa
Lineage: Eukaryota; Metazoa; Arthropoda; Insecta; Diptera; Drosophilidae
Gene: RpL30
Product: 60S ribosomal protein L30
Exons: 3
Coding region: 104-439 (111 amino acids)
Cellular component (GO): cytosolic large ribosomal subunit
Molecular function (GO): structural constituent of ribosome; RNA binding
Source: RefSeq, a predicted model, not a curated record
UGCAACCCUGCGUAUCGAAACGUGAUUCCCAUUUCCGCUAGCUCUUCCUCUUUCUUUUUGCCAUUGUCAGCCGACGAAGUGCUCUUUAACUUGAACUAUCAACAUGGUUGCUGUUAAGAAACAAAAGAAGGCGCUGGAGAGCACCAAUGCGCGUCUGGCGCUGGUGAUGAAGUCUGGCAAAUACUGCCUGGGCUACAAACAGACCCUAAAGACCCUGCGUCAGGGCAAGGCCAAACUGGUGCUCAUCGCCAGCAACACCCCCGCCCUGAGGAAGUCUGAGAUCGAGUACUACGCCAUGUUGGCCAAGACUGAGGUCCAGCACUACAGCGGCACCAACAUCGAGCUGGGAACCGCCUGCGGUAAAUACUUCCGCGUGUGCACCCUGUCCAUCACCGAUCCCGGAGAUUCUGACAUCAUCCGCUCGCUGGAGUCGGCCUAAACUUAUUUUUAAUCGAACAAGACGACACAAUAAUGUUUUGUAUGAGGAGAGAUAAUGUUAAAAAUAAAAAACAUCAAUUAUUUUGGUAA